Messenger RNA from Ceratotherium simum simum (southern white rhinoceros), 3199 nucleotides. RefSeq names its product NSF attachment protein gamma (gene NAPG). Gene Ontology annotation, cellular component: vacuolar membrane; SNARE complex. Gene Ontology annotation, biological process: intracellular protein transport. Lineage: Eukaryota; Metazoa; Chordata; Mammalia; Perissodactyla; Rhinocerotidae. Gene Ontology annotation, molecular function: soluble NSF attachment protein activity; syntaxin binding. The record is from RefSeq and is a predicted model, not a curated record.
CCUCGGCGGGUUCUGUCGUCCGCUGGGGCCGGACCUGGGAUGGCGGCUCAGAAGAUCAAUGAAGGGCUGGAGCACCUCGCCAAAGCCGAGAAGUACUUGAAAACUGGUUUUUUAAAAUGGAAGCCAGAUUAUGACAGUGCUGCCUCUGAAUAUGGAAAAGCAGCUGUUGCUUUUAAAAAUGCCAAACAGUUUGAGCAAGCAAAAGAUGCCUGCCUGAGAGAAGCUGUUGCCCAUGAGAAUAACAGGGCUCUUUUUCAUGCUGCCAAAGCUUAUGAGCAAGCUGGCAUGAUGUUGAAGGAGAUGCAGAAACUACCAGAGGCUGUUCAGCUGAUUGAGAAAGCCAGCAUGAUGUACCUAGAGAACGGUACCCCUGACACAGCAGCCAUGGCACUGGAGCGAGCUGGAAAGCUUAUAGAAAAUGUAGAUCCAGAAAAGGCUGUACAGUUAUAUCAACAGACAGCUAAUGUGUUUGAAAAUGAAGAGCGUUUACGACAGGCAGUUGAAUUGCUAGGAAAAGCCUCCAGACUGCUAGUCCGAGGACGCCGGUUUGAUGAGGCGGCACUCUCUAUUCAGAAAGAAAAAAAUAUUUAUAAGGAAAUUGAGAAUUAUCCAACUUGUUAUAAGAAAACAAUUGCUCAAGUCUUAGUUCAUCUCCACAGAAAUGACUACGUGGCUGCAGAACGAUGUGUCAGGGAGAGCUACAGCAUUCCAGGGUUCAAUGGGAGUGAAGAUUGUGCUGCGCUGGAACAGCUUCUCGAAGGAUAUGAUCAGCAAGACCAAGAUCAAGUGUCAGAGGUCUGCAACUCACCGCUUUUCAAGUACAUGGACAAUGACUAUGCUAAACUGGGCCUGAGUUUGGUGGUUCCGGGAGGGGGAAUCAAGAAGAAAUCUACAGCAACACCACAGGCCAAGCCUGAAGGCACCGCUGCUUCCCCUGCCGAAGAAGAGGAGGACGAAUAUGCAGGAGGGCUGUGCUAGGAGCUUGCUUAGCAGAAAGGAAGAGAACAGUCCUGAGACACCAUUUGCGGACUUGGAAUGUGUCUAAGGGUAUCCAGACUUCAUUGCAGGCCUGGUUUUGAAUGCCAACAAAGACUAAUUUUUAGUUACCAUUUCCCCAAAUCAUCCAUUGUACCCAUUAUCUGUGAAGCAUUUUUUUUUCUUUCCAUGAUAAGAGCUUUUGUAAGACACCAGCAAGAAUUAACAGAAAAAUGUACUGUGACGUUUUAAUACAGUUGAUUUUAAAAUUUGCAAGCCAAAUUCUAGACAAAUUACGUUCUAAACAAAAGGGACAAUAGGCAUAGAUAUUCUUUUCUCUUGGGUUCUUGUAAUUUAUCGUGCAAGGAUUUUCUUUGCAUUUUAUUUAAUAAUUGCUGCUAAAAGUGAAGUUUACUGGUUAAACAAAAUAGUAUUACUUUUAAAUAUUUUUUGGUUUUGCAAAGGAAAUUUAUCCCCCAUGAUAUUAGAUACCUUUAAAUUAGUAAAUCUAUUCAGAGAAGAGAUUGGGACAGGAAGCUAUUUUGAGUCUUACAAUAUUAUUUAGCCCAGUAAGGUUUGAAAAUUUUGAAGGUAGCAUAUUAAAGUCAUUCUAUAAAUGUCUUCAGUUCUCUCUGAAAUAUGGAUAUUUUUUCCACGUAAAAAACACACAGUGACUGUCUCUACACCUACUUGGUUCUUGACUAAAUGGGCACUAGUGAGCACCUUUUUUAUGCAUUCUAACAGACGUAAUGUUUCCAUCAAUCUAGUAUAUGUAUGCAUUUCUUCCCUCCAAAGCAAUUUCUGAUUCAUUUAGAGUUGUAACAGGACAGUAGCUUGACAUGGGAAAUGCUAUCAGGGCAGAUGGUUUUUGAAGUACUUAUAUUUAAAGUACUGUACUGCCAAUGUGUUAAUCCUUUAUAGGUAUUUCCUAAAAGGGUAUUUUUGAAGCAUUCCUUUUUCAUGCUGUGUGGCUUAGACUCAUCUCCCAAUCUGUUCACUGGAAGGAGGCUCCAGAGCCUAGCAGUGAGCAUUCUGUGGGCAGGUGCUGCCCAGAGUGGUUUUCUGUUUGUCUGCCCUCCGUCUCUUCAGAGUCCUGCUUCGUGGGAGUACAGUGUGCUUAGUUCUGCUAGGCUUCCUGAAAACACUAAGGUAGGCGAGCACAGUGGGUUUAGUCCCAGCUGACUCCGUGGGAGAGCUUAGAUGGAAUACUAUCCUUGUUUGGCAGGUGGGCUUGGGGGGUGGAUGUUAGGAUAGGAAUCUUUAUUGAAGGUUUGAUUCAAAACACUAAUCAAUGUAAUGUUUUGAUUCCUUAAGUUACUUGCAUGGUUCUGCAGGUGGCAGCUCAUUUUCAAUAACUAUGCAGAUCAAUUUUGAACAGUCUCAAUAAAGCUGUAUUUAGGCAUUUGUAUUUAAUGACAUGUUAAUAUUUAAAGAUCCCAUCAUUGCUGCUCUGCCCUGUAGAGCCAGUCAGAAACUUCAGCACUCUUAUGUUAAUGCUUAUUUGAGUUAAUUAACAGUCUGUUUAAAUAGAUUUGGCAGCACUUAAAAGAUAUUUUAGACCCUUUGUUUAGACCAUAUUAUAGACCAUCCAUUAUGGUCCAUAUUAUCCAUGACAGCCUUGGAAAAAAUCUUUUACUCUUUUCAUACAUAUUAAACAAACAUGAGGAAUGAAUCAGUGCACUCUGUAGCAGCAAUGCAACUUGUCUUAAGUAAAGGCUUUGUACAAGUGCAGCCUCUCUCCACCCUCCCUGCCCACAUGUGAGAACUGACGUGCAGGACUUGGGGAUACUUGGGGUCUCAGGGUUAUUCUAUGUGGUGUCUGAUAAAGAGCAUUUGUUCCACCUUUAUGCGUUUUAUUUUUCCGCUUAGUAAGUCUAUCCUGAGGGUAUAGUCAGAAGUGGAAAACUUGGUGUUUACAACAGGAAAAAUUAUUUUCCAGAACUCAUGUGAUCACUUUUACCAAAAUGGAAGUCUGCAUGAAUAUGCUCAGAAUCUAAUAGUCAAUAUUCUCUUAUAUCAUAAGUGAAGUCAGUCUACAAAAUAUAUUUAAUAUAUUGAAUUUAUUUGUACAUAUGCAGAGUAUGGUAUUUGUGUAUGGAAUCUGGGCUUUAUUCCUAUUUUUUCCAGCUCUUUGAUGAGUAGAAUAUUAAAUGUGUUGUUAUGGAAAUGUAGACUGUUGCUUCUCUAGGAAGAUAAUUAUGAAAAUAAAAUCUGAAACUCUGUA